CGCGCAGGGCAACACGGCACCGCGCGCAGGCUUCGCCCCCGCUGCAGGCGAGGCAGGUGCAUCCAGACAAGAAUCCCAACGACCCGCAGGCGGCCGAGAAAUUCCAGGUCCUCACUGCAGCUUGAUUCCGUCCAUGUUCUUGCUGGACAGCGACUCGAUUUAGCGGAGUGAAUGCGUGUUGUCCUGGCAAUCUGAGUUUUUUCCCCUCUCGAAGUCUCGAUGAUGUAUUUCAUUCUCUCGCACAAAAGAAUAUAGUAUGCUGGAACUCUCUUAUCUCUGGUUAUAGUUGGAACGGCAAAAUGGUGGAAGCAGAUGAGCUCUUCAAGAAUAUGCCUGCAAGGAACGCAGCUUCAUGGAACACAAUGAUUUCUGGUUACGCAGAAAAUCGACGAUUUGUUGAUGCACUAAAAUAUUUCAGUGCAAUGUCGGCUUCCGGGCAGAUUCCGGGAGAAAUUACCCUGUCAAGUGUUCUUCUUGCAUGCGCAAACUUGUGCUCUUUAGAGGUGGGCAAGAUGGUUCAUGCUAAGAUUGUCAAGCUUGGAAUCGAACAUAACAUCUUUAUGGGAGCUGCACUAAGUGACAUGUAUGCCAAGUCAGGGGAUUUGGACAGCUCCAAGGGGAUAUUUUAUCAAAUGCCUGAAAAAAAUAGUAUCACUUGGACUGCCAUGGUUCAGGGACUUGCAGAAAAUGGCUUUGCAAAAGAUUCUAUUUUGUUGUUCGAGAAUAUGAUGGCAAAUGGAAUAUCACCGAAUGAGCAUACAUUUUUAGCUAUUUUAUUUGCUUGUUCCCACAGUGAUUUGGUGGAACAAGCCAUACAUUAUUUUGAAGCAAUGCAAGCACAUGGCAUCCCACCUAAACAGAAGCACUACACCUGCAUGUUUGAUGUCCUAGCUCGAGCUGAUCGUUUGACAGAAGCCGAAGAGCUUCUCAUGAAGGUUCCAAGUAACUUUGAAGCAAGUGCAUGGUCAGCUCUUCUGAGUGCUUGCAACACUUACAGCAACAAGGAGAUAGGUGAGAGGGCAGCAAUGAAACUUCAUGAGUUGGAGAAAGAUAAUACAGCGGGCUAUGUGCUACUCUCGAACAUGUAUGCAUCUUGUGGUAAAUGGAAAGAUGCUGCUGAGAUAAGAAUACUGAUGAAAGGAGCUAGCCUUAAGAAAGAUGGUGGGUACAGCUGGUUACAAUUGAAGGGACAAUAUCAUGCCUUCUUUUCUUGGCAUUUGAUAUUUUCCAAAAAGAAGAAUGAAAAUGAGAGGAUGGUAUAACACAGCAGCAAUUGGAACUUCAGAACUCCGAGAGUCGAGUAAAUUGAGCUAAUGUCUCCAGGAUGGUCCUAUACAAUGGAUCAAUCUCGGUUGUCAAAUAUUUCAGGGACAACAUACUGGAUGGCACUGUUUUUUUCACCCUCCUUUUCGGGAGCGAGCUGUUCGAGGACUACAUUGGUCAUCUUGCAAUGGCAACAAUGGCCUCCACUGAGAUGACAACCGACAACGACAACCCCUAAAAGCUUCAGGACAGGCUCAAGAAUGUACAAAGGGAAAGAGAGGAAAAGCUAGCUAGAUUCCUCAAGGAAUUCCUCUCCCAAUAUGUUCGUGGUGACAAAGAAGGAUUCGCUAAUCGUGUGGAAGCUGAGGCGAAGAGGCUCUCCAGCACUUCAUCUGGACUGGAUAUUCUUCGCACCAUCGGAUAUAUGUAUUCUUGACAUGCAGCAAAGGAGCUAACAUCAAAUGGUGUGUGGACAGGAAAGAAACAUUAACAACAGCAAAAGAAGCCACAUUCAGAAUGUAGUUUAUGUAAAAGAUGAAUUGUUUGUAGAUAAAAAUCCCAUCAUACAUAAACUAAGUAAUAUGAAAGCUCCCUUGAUAACACGCUACAUUGGUUAAGCUAGAUCCCACAAUGCAUAUACUACCAGCGUAUAUAAGAGGUGGCCCUGAAAAUUUGACAACUUUGUAGUUCUGAAUGGACAAGCAUGAUUUGCGCUUUCUGAUCCAAAAAGCUUCGCACCAUCGGAUAUGUGUAUUCUCGACAUGCAGCAAAGGAGCUUGGCAAGAAGGCCAUGUACCUACGAGUGCCAUUCGUGGCUGAGUGGGUCAGGAACAAGGGGCACCUAUGGAAGUCACAGAUCACAGCAGCAAAAGGAGAAAUGCAGGAGCCCUGCAACUGUUGCAGUUGCAAGAGGACGCCUGCCGGCAGAGUAACAAGGAUGGCAAUGCCACGGAGUAGGAUGUUGACUUUCAGAUGAGGAUGAACAAGGAUCUGAUGAUGACCUCACUGUGGAAGCUGAAGGUUGUGGAAAUUGAAAUGACUCUCCUGCAUGUUUGUGAAAUAGUAUGUAUCUUGAGGUAUCUGAUUACAUACGGUGCUUUACGAAAACAAUGUCAAGAAAGAGGAUCUAAAGGCCCGAGCAACGGCCUUGAAAAUUCUCGGGAAAAUAUUUCAGGGAUAAGGAGGCAUUACCUGGGCCAGAGCCAGGGCCGUCAGGGCCAUCAAAACGAACAGUUCUUGAUAAUGACAGCAGUUUAGAUGACAGUUCAGAUGAUGACAUAGCUCGGACGGUGCCAUAUCAAACUCCUGCAUUUACUCUGUGGAGAACCAAAGUUGUCCUCGCAUGCUCUUAGAAUUUGCCAAUCCGCUUUGUAAGGAUAUGUACAUUACACAGUAACUAUUUAAUAGUUGAUACCAAUGGUAAGCAGAGCUUAUCCCAUCGUCUUA
Molecule: messenger RNA, 2709 nt
Organism: Panicum virgatum (switchgrass)
Lineage: Eukaryota; Viridiplantae; Streptophyta; Magnoliopsida; Poales; Poaceae
Product: pentatricopeptide repeat-containing protein At5g04780, mitochondrial-like
Exons: 6
Coding region: 300-1262 (320 amino acids)
Biological process (GO): RNA modification
Molecular function (GO): RNA binding; protein binding
Source: RefSeq, a predicted model, not a curated record